AUGCGAGGUGUUGGCAUAGGAACUAGCCAAAUUAUGGAUUACAUGGUGCAACAAUCAGGUGGAUAUAACAAUGUUGGCUUCACAAAAAAAGAUCUAUAUAACCAUGUUGAUGCUGAUCGUAGAGUUCAUCUAAGAGAUGGUGAUGCAGAGGGUGCUUUAGCUUAUUUGUGUGGAAAGUUUGAAAUGGAUUCAUCAUUUUAUUACAAGUACAAUGUUGAUGAAGACAACCAUCUAGCAAACCUGUUUUGGGCAGAUUCUACUAGUAAAUUGGAUUACAGUUGUUUUGGAGAUGUGUUAGCAUUUGAUACAACUUAUCGGACUAAUGCUUAUAAAAAACCGUUGGUCAUAUUAGUUGGCAUUAACCAUCACCAUCAAACUAUAGUGUUUGGAUCUGCAUUAUUGGUAGAUGAGAGUCUUAGCACUUAUACUUGGGUCUUGGAGACUUUUUUGGACGCAAUGAAUAACAAGAAGCCUCUUUUUGUUAUUACUGAUGGGGAUAAAGCAAUGCGUAAAGCCAUCAAGAGGAUAUUUCCAGACUCUUGUCAUCGAUUAUGUGCUUGGCAUAUUCAACGCAAUGCAUUCACUAAUGUCCAUGUCAAAGAUUUUACUAAUCAUUUUUCUAAGUGCAUGUUCAUGGAAGGCACCGUUGAAGAAUUUGAAUGUGCAUGGAAUGACAUGUUGGAAAUGUUUAAUCUUCAUGGACAUAAGUGGGUGACAGAUAUAUAUGCUAAGCGUUCUAGAUGGGCAGAGGCUUAG
This is a messenger RNA of Vitis vinifera (wine grape), 756 nucleotides long. Its product is annotated as protein FAR1-RELATED SEQUENCE 5-like. The transcript has a single exon. NCBI's taxonomy places the organism in Eukaryota, Viridiplantae, Streptophyta, Magnoliopsida, Vitales, Vitaceae. The record is from RefSeq and is a predicted model, not a curated record. Bases 1 to 756 code for a protein of 251 amino acids.